AUGAUAAAAUUAAUUAAUGUGGUAAAUAAUACCACAAACUUAAGGAGACUAAUAGACUUUUUUAUAAAUUUUUUUGCCUGUAAAAAAAGAUUUAGCUAUUAUCAGAAUUCCAUUUUUGACAAUCCAAGCAUAAUUUUUAAUCAAUGA
Vairimorpha ceranae is the source of this 147-nucleotide messenger RNA. RefSeq lists its product as hypothetical. The transcript has a single exon. The coding region runs from base 1 to 147 and encodes 48 amino acids. Lineage: Eukaryota; Fungi; Microsporidia; Nosematidae. The record is from RefSeq and is a predicted model, not a curated record.